GCCCCCUGCCCCGCCCCUAGCCAUGGCGCUGCGGGGGCUGUGGCUCGUCCGGCUGCAGCCCGGGGCCGCCGCCGUCCGGCUCUUCUCCAGGCGUUACCCCACUGUUGAAAAACGAGCCAAAACCUUCAAUGGAGCAAGCUACGUAACUUUGCCAGAGGACAGCAUCUUUCUGAAGGCUUUGCUUUUUGAACUUAGGCUGACGGAGGAGGACAAGAACUUUGUGGACCAUCGAGAUAGCUGUUCUCGAAUCAACAAGACUUCAGUGUAUGCACUUCCUGUGGGAGGUGGAGAUCUCUGGCCUGUCCUUGCCUUUCAGAAAAGUGGAUUGCUAUACGUUUGUCUUCCCCUAGUUGAACAGUCCUUGAAGCCGCGCCCUCCCCUCAUUAACAUUAGUGGAAUCUCACAAGCAUUUGCUAUCUUGUCAGGAUUGCUAGUCUUCAUUAACUCCAGUCAGAAGAACGAAGCUGAGAUAAAUGCCAAAGUAGGCCAGCUUCCAAAUUUGCUCAUGCAAGCCUGUCCACUUGGCACCCCGUUAGACACUAAUUUGAAUGGCUUGUUAGAUAGCACCCAGAUUGCUUCCACCAACCACACACAGAAGCAACCAGUGUGGAGAGUGAGCACGUACAAAGGCAAACCUCAGGUUAAUGUUUGCAUCACUGAAAAAGUCAAGUCCAUGCAAUAUGACAAAAGGGAUAUUGCAGACACGUGGCAGGUUUAUGGAACUGUAACUUGCAAGUGUGAUUUAGAAGGAGCUGCAUCAAAUGUAACUAUCAGCGUGAACCUCCCUGCCAACGGCUCUCCACUCCAAGAUAUCCUGGUCCAUCCCUGUGUGACCUCCCUUGACUCUGCAAUUCUUACUGCUAGUAGUGUUGAUGGAUUGGAUGACUCUGCAUUCAGUGGGCCUUACAAAUUUCCUUUCGCUCCUCCUUCAGAUUUGUUUGACUUAUGCUACUAUACUUCCCAGGUGCCUGUCCCACCAAUUUUGGGAUUUUACCAAAUGAAGGAAGAAGAAUCACAACUAAAAUUAACAAUAAAUUUAAAGCUUCAUGAAAGCGUGAAAAAUGCUUUUGAGUAUUGUGAAGCACGUAUACCCUUUUUUAAUAGGGGUCCAAUCACUCAUUUGGAGUACAAAGUUAGCUAUGGGCAGCUGGAUUUAUCACGGGAGAAAAGCUUGCUGGUUUGGGUUAUAGGACAAAAGUUUCCCAAAUCUUUGGAAAUUUCCCUUUCUGGAACAGUGACUUUUGGUUCUAUUAAUAAAGAGCAUUCAAUUGAUCCAAUAUGCACUGGGAACACUGCAUAUAUAAAACUGUAUUUCAGGAUCCCAGAUUAUACCGUCACUGGAUGUUAUACAGACCAGCAUUCUGUUCAGGUCUUUUCAUCAGGAAAACCAAAGAUUAAUACAUCCCGGGAAUUGAUUUCUUCAGAUUACUACAUCUGGAAUUCCAAAGCACCGGCACCUGUAGUGUACAGAACUUUAUUUUUCUAAUUUCCCAGUGAAAGGUUUUGUAUCAGAACAGAAAUGACAGUGAAUGAAAGUAAUGUUAACACAGUGAAAAAUAAAUUUGCUAUAGUAUUUUUAA
Molecule: messenger RNA, 1580 nt
Organism: Gavialis gangeticus (Gharial)
Lineage: Eukaryota; Metazoa; Chordata; Crocodylia; Gavialidae
Gene: AP5M1
Product: adaptor related protein complex 5 mu 1 subunit
Exons: 8
Coding region: 23-1486 (487 amino acids)
Biological process (GO): endosomal transport
Cellular component (GO): lysosome; late endosome; cytosol
Source: RefSeq, a predicted model, not a curated record